GGGCCUUACCGAGAACACGACUUGCCUUGUUGUGUGUAUUCCCGUGCUCGCUUCGCCAUCUUGUUGCAACCUUUUUUUUUUUUUUUUUUUUUUUUUUUUCUUUACGUAUUUCGGGAUCUACUUUCUGUUUGGCUCGAUUAAAAAAAACUGGCCGCCUGCUUUCUGGAGAACCGCACAAGGGGGGUUCACACGGGAGUGAAGCCGCGCACGUCGCGCUUAAUACCGGGGCACUACUUUCCAUUCCCCCCCUCUUUCCGUCCGGGACCACCGGGUCCCCCCCUGCCGUCAGGGUUUACGCGAAAUGAGCAUCGACACACUUUUGGAGGCGGCCAGGUACCUGGAAUGGCAAGCCCAGCAGCAACAACAAACAAGACGUGAGGAUGAGCCGUUUCAGGAGAAGGAAGCCAUCAAGACGGAGGCUGAGUCUAAACAUGUGGAGCUUGUCACCUCACCUCUGCCUGUCAGAGCCAACCACACUGCUUGGGCCGAUGAAGCUCUUCGCCAGCAGCCGCAUCAUCCUCCAGCCCCUCCGCCGCCUUCUCUCCCACCUUCACAAGUUCCCAUCGCCGUCAUCCCGAUGGUCCCGGUUGUCAAUGCGACACCCUCUGUCCCCCCUCUUCCUCUCACUACGCCGAUCGCUGCAGCUGCCACUUCGCUCAGCAGCCCCCUGCCUCCCAAAAAAAAGAGCACUUCCUCUACGGCGUCGCCGCUGCAGCAGCAGCAGUCAGUGUCUCAUCACCUGUUGUGCCCCUCCCAGAUCAAAAUGGAACCUGCUCAGCAGCUGAUAGACGUAAAGCCCAGCCUAGAGCAGCCUCAGAUGCAGAUUCAGUACUCGGCUUCUAUUAGUACCAAUGGCUCUGGCUCCCAUCAUGCACUGGUUCCCCAUCAAGCUCCACCUACACCUCAGUCACGCCCCAACGGCGUGACGAUAGAGGACCUGAGGGGCAUGGAGGGCAAGAGGAGACCUGGAGGAGCGGGAACCAGAGAGGUGCACAAUAAGCUGGAAAAGAACAGGAGAGCACAUCUAAAGGAGUGUUUUGAGACGCUAAAGAAAAACGUUCCUAAUGUUGAUGAGAAGAAAACCUCUAACCUCAGCGUUCUGCGCAGUGCACUCCGUUACAUACAGACUCUGAAGCGUAAGGAGAAGGAGUUUGAGCACGAGAUGGAGCGUUUGGCCAGAGAGAAGAUCUCCACGCAGCAGCGGCUGGCCGAGCUGAAGAACGAGCUCAGCCAGAACAUGGACGCCAUGGAGAUCGACCGAGUCCUCCGACAGACCAUCCAGCCGGAGGACGACCAGGCCUCCACGUCUACUGCCUCAGAGGGAGAGGACAACUUCGACCAGGAUGUGGACGAAGACGCUACAGCCCGUCCCGCUCCAGCGUCCCUCCAGAAACCGGCUCUGUCCAUCCUUCAAGCCCAGCCGCUCCUGGCUCCACAUCUGUCCAUCCAGCACGCCGCUCUUCCUCUUUCCGGAGUCCUCGCCGCCCCUCCUCCUGCUGGCCCUCAUCCUCCUCAGGCCAUCGCCCCCGCGCCGCCUCCCGGCCCCCCUCCUCCUCCUCUUCCUCUUCAUACUCCAGCUGUGCAGGUCCAGCCGACCGUCAUCGCUCACGCCGCCGUCUCACACCCGUCGGUGAUCCACUCGGUCAGUCACACCCUCCCAGCCAACCACAAACACUUAGCACACAUAGCCCCAUCUCCGGGUCCCGCCUCCUCCGCCCCGCCGCCGAUGGCGGCGGCAGCGGCGGCGCCCGUCACGGCGACCCACCAGCACAUAGCCCAGCCCAUCGGACACAUCACCGUCCACCCGGUGGCGCACCUGGGGGCGCCCCUCGCUUCCCACCUCCCGACUCUGUACUCCCAGGGUGUGCCGGUCACCCAGCCCACCAUGGUGGGCCACAUCACCCACACCUUCACCCACCACGCGCUGCCGCACAUCCAGGCCGGCGCUCAGGCUAACACUAACGGAGCGCAGGUGAGCAGCACCGCUGUGGUGAGCCAGGGCAGCCCGUCGCUGGGGAAACCCACGGCGGUGCUCGCCCCGCACCCUCAGCUGGUUGGCCAGGCCGCUGUCCUCAACCCUGUCACCAUGGUUACGGUCCCAACCUUCCCCGUCAGCACGCUCAAACUGGCCUAAAGCAGAAAAUCCUCCGCACGCCCCGACGGAGAGGCGAGUUGGAUUCAGACGGCCCGGAUCUGCGUUCGGUCGGGUCCGUUGGCUUUGGAUGCGAGAAUCUUUGUGAUAUUUCGGUCACAGUCUGCUAAUGACAACAUUGCUGCAGACUCAGCGGGUUCGGGCCAUUGUUGGUGAAAACGAGACUGUGACAUUUGGCUUCGCCGCAACGUCAGGAACUUAGUUUGACCUUUCCUCUUCCUGCCUCUCUCUCUUUUAUUCCUUUCCUCUGCAACCAGAAGCACUAAGACGAUAAGCUCAGUUCACUCUCAGGCUCCAGAGAUUCACUUCCAUCAGCCUCACGCUCAUUCGGUGAAAGGUGUCGUCAGCUCUCAAUGCAGUGAUACGAGUGUGUUUCACACUCUGAUGUGAUGAAGAGGAGAAGCAUCACUGAUCUAAAUAAAUUAUUCACAACUGCUUCGGUCAUGUCCGAAGGAGAAUAUUCCAGAUUUUUUCCCUCCUGUGCUCCAGCUUCACCCAAAUUUGAACUUCACAAACCAAACAUAAAAUAGAGAGAAUUUGUUUAACUGCUAAUUUCUGUUCUGCUGUUUGGAUCUGAUUAUAUGAACACAUGUUGGGUGAUAAUACUGAGCAGAAACCUACAGGAAAAAUUCACAUUUCAUGCAACAAUUUCCGUCUGCUCUUGUCUCAAUGUUCCCCCUCUGUGCGUUUUAUUUUCUAGCUGUUACCACAGCGCCCCCUGCUGCCGUACAGCACAGCUUACACU
Poecilia latipinna (sailfin molly) is the source of this 2897-nucleotide messenger RNA. RefSeq names its product MAX network transcriptional repressor b (gene mntb). NCBI's taxonomy places the organism in Eukaryota, Metazoa, Chordata, Actinopteri, Cyprinodontiformes, Poeciliidae. Gene Ontology annotation, molecular function: protein dimerization activity; RNA polymerase II cis-regulatory region sequence-specific DNA binding; DNA-binding transcription factor activity, RNA polymerase II-specific. Gene Ontology annotation, biological process: regulation of transcription by RNA polymerase II. The transcript has 6 exons. Bases 302 to 2134 code for a protein of 610 amino acids. The record is from RefSeq and is a predicted model, not a curated record.